GUGAGACAACAGCCGGCCAAACGGUAGACGGCUGAGCCUAGCCCUAGUCUUAUCAAUCAGCCCCACCUUAGUCAGCGCCGCAAUCGUCACAAAAUCUCGCGAUCGGCAAGAAACAGGAAGUUAAACCCCUCGAUCCUCACGAGCGCUACCAUUGACUCCCAAUUCAACACGGGAACCCUUGAUUCAACGUCAGAAUGGACUUCAUCCUUACCCUCUCCUGCCCUGACCGUCGGGGAAUCGUGCAUGCCGUGACCGCCUUCCUGGUCCAGCAUAAACUGAAUAUCAUUGACUCAUCGCAAUUCGGCGACACCACCUCCCAGCGCUUCUUCAUGCGCACACACUUCAAGGCUGAAACCUCGGAAGAUGUUCCCCAGAAGACCAUUGAGGAGCUGCGCGAGGCCUUUGAGCCCACCGCCAAGUCCCUCUCCAUGGACUUCCAGCUUGUCCCCGCCACCCAGAAGCCCCGCGUACUCAUUAUGGUCUCCAAGAUCGGCCACUGCCUCAAUGACCUUCUCUUCCGUACCUCCACCGGCCAACUCGCCAUCGAUAUCCCACUAAUCGUCUCCAACCACCCGGACUUCGCCACCCUCGCUGCCACCUACAACAUUCCCUUCAUUCACCUCCCCGUCACCGCCGCCACCAAGCCCCAGCAGGAAGGCCGCAUCCUGGAGCUCAUCAAGGAGCACAACAUCGACCUGGUCGUCCUGGCGCGCUACAUGCAGGUGCUCUCCCCGACGCUCUGCGAGGCUAUGUCCGGCCGCAUUAUCAAUAUCCACCACUCCUUCCUCCCCUCCUUCAAGGGUGCCAAGCCCUACCAUCAGGCCUACGAUCGCGGCGUGAAGAUCAUCGGUGCCACCGCACACUUUGUCACUAGCGACCUUGACGAGGGUCCGAUCAUCGAGCAGAACGUCGUCCGUGUCAACCAUGGCAUGAGCCCCAAGGAGCUCACACACGCCGGAAGCAACGUCGAGAGCAACGUGCUAGCCGCCGCCGUGAAAUACUUCUCCGAGCGCAGAGUCCUGCUUAACGGCCACAAGACGGUGGUCUUCAACUAAAUGCGUCUCACAUAUGUAUUUAUCAUUUAUAUAAAAAAGUUAGAUAGACGGAUGGAUAUAAAUAAACGUUGGCCUCUUUAUCAUAAAAAGAAAA
Molecule: messenger RNA, 1149 nt
Organism: Aspergillus alliaceus
Lineage: Eukaryota; Fungi; Ascomycota; Eurotiomycetes; Eurotiales; Aspergillaceae
Product: formyltetrahydrofolate deformylase
Exons: 1
Coding region: 195-1055 (286 amino acids)
Biological process (GO): 'de novo' IMP biosynthetic process
Molecular function (GO): formyltetrahydrofolate deformylase activity
Source: RefSeq, a predicted model, not a curated record